AUGUCCGACGCUCGUUCACCCUUGUUCAGUCAUUUUGGAACUACGCUAGAAGGCAUCACCUCAAUCCGAGCAUAUGGGGUUGAGGAGUUGUUUAAGGCCGAAGCUCUGAAGAGGAUUGACAAGUACACAAGGUCAUACAGGACAUUCUGGAGCCUAAACGUGGAUCUGUAUCGGAUGGAUGUACUUGGUGGACUUUUUUCGUCCGGGCUGGCCGCAUACAUGGUAUACCAUCAGGCCUCUGUUGAUGCCAGCGACACUGGCUUCUCCCUCAGCAUGGCGGUUGCUUUCUCUGGUGGGAUUAUAUGGUGGGUGCGUUUCCUCAACGAGUUCCAGGUCCAGGGCAACAGUCUCGAGCGUAUCCAAGACUAUAUCAACAUCGAACAGGAGCCCGAGUCAGUCCCAGAGAAGGCUCCUCCCGCAUACUGGCCUGCAUCCGGUCACAUCGUCGCCGAGAACCUCACAGCGCGCUACUCCAAGGACGGUCCUGCAGUCCUCCACAGCCUGUCAUUCGAGAUCAAGUCUGGCGAGCGUGUCGGUGUCGGAACGUGCUACGACGGGAUCCCGACACACGGCGUGAACCUGGACGCACUGCGCUCGAGCAUCACGAUCAUCCCUCAGCAGCCAGAGCUGAUGAGCGGCACGGUCAGGCAGAACCUCGACCCGUUCGACGAGUACGACGACGCGGUGCUGAACGCUGCGCUGCGGUCUGCUGGGCUAGACACGGUUCAGUCGGAGAACGACGAAGGGUACAUUGGACUGGAAUCGGGAGUGAGUGCAGGAGGAGGGAACUUCUCGCUGGGACAGAGGCAGAUACUUGCGCUUGCACGUGCGAUCGUGAGGAGGAGCAAGGUGCUGAUACUGGACGAAGCCACUGCGGCAAUCGACUACAACACGGAUACAGUAAUCCAGAAGUCGAUUCGGACGGAGCUGAAGGACCGGACGCUGAUCAUUGUUGCACAUCGGCUGCAGACAAUCUGUGACGCAGAUAAGAUAAUAGUACUUGAGGCUGGGAAAAUUGUUGAGUUUGACUCUCCGGCGGCACUACUACGGAAAGAGUCAGGGGCAUUCAAAUCGCUUGUCGACGAGAGUGGUGAUAGAGAUGCACUGUAUGCCAUGGCAAAGAACCGACUUUGUUGA
Molecule: messenger RNA, 1137 nt
Organism: Rhizoctonia solani
Lineage: Eukaryota; Fungi; Basidiomycota; Agaricomycetes; Cantharellales; Ceratobasidiaceae
Product: ABC transporter
Exons: 7
Coding region: 1-1137 (378 amino acids)
Biological process (GO): transmembrane transport
Cellular component (GO): membrane; fungal-type vacuole
Molecular function (GO): ABC-type peptide transporter activity; ATP binding; ATP hydrolysis activity
Source: RefSeq, a predicted model, not a curated record